Aspergillus puulaauensis is the source of this 807-nucleotide messenger RNA. RefSeq lists its product as uncharacterized. The record is from RefSeq and is a predicted model, not a curated record. Bases 1 to 807 code for a protein of 268 amino acids. Lineage: Eukaryota; Fungi; Ascomycota; Eurotiomycetes; Eurotiales; Aspergillaceae. The transcript has 3 exons.
AUGUCUACAGAAACCAUUCAAACGCCCCUCUCCCAACCCAGAACUCGACCCCGUGCAGCAACAGAUAGAGCUCAGGCAGCUAAAACCGCUUCCGUAUCGUCUCGGCGAUCAUCACAAGCAAUGAGUCCUCCAACGAUUGCGACGGGUCGAAGCCCAGACAUAGAGACUCCGGCCAAAGUUAGCGACCAGGCGCGCGCAAGAGCAACCUCCGGACCCUUACGACAACCGAAACCCCUCUCGCCCUCCGAUAUCCAUUCGAUCCUAGAGCAGGAACAGGAAGCAAUGGUCAAUCGUCUGUCAAGGGAACUUUCCACCCUCCGUCACCGAACGUCUUCUAUCGCCUCGACAGCCUCGUCAACCUCGACAACACUCAACGAACCCCUCGAUGCUCUCCACGGAUCGCCAUACAUCGCCGGACCUAUAUACCCAACAGCAUCGCGGCGGCACCGGUCCUCUUCCAAUCUAAGUGCUUCCUUCUUCCCAGUAAUACAGGGCUCGCGAACGAAUGGUCGAGGUCGACGGCCGUCCCUCGUAUCUCCCGAGCGGUCUCAGAGUCUUAUAUCAGUAACAUCCCAACAUCAAGAGCGAAAACGGGAUGCUUCAGCUCAUGUUUCAUACGGCUCGCGCAUGCGUGGUCGCCGAAGCUCACUCUCGCAGCGGAUGCCGUCAGGAUCGAGCGUUGAGACAACUUCACAAGGAGAUGUGGAGUCUCUCGUUCAGGAAAACGAUGCGCUGAGGCGGCGUAUUCGAGAUCUGGAGCUGGAGCUCAGCGUGCAAAAAAGUCAAGCGCUUUCUUUGGAAGACUAA